AAUCGCAAUUGUUCGACGAAUGUAAAAGUUUAGUUUUGAAAGUGAAAUUUUUGCUCAGUAUUAAUUUUGAAUAAUGUCUGUAGCAUAUGUUUUAAUAUUAGGAGGAACCGGAGGAACAAAAAUAAAAAAGAAAGUUCCUAUUAAAAGUAUUAAGAAAUUCAGCGCAGAAAAACACGUGCCUAACCAAAAGUAUAAAUUAGAAGGAGAACCUCAAACAGAAUGUAUUAUUCUCUUUAUGGCAGAAAACGAAAAAGAGUUGGAUCUUAUCAUUCAGAAUCAUCGACCUCGACAACUUUCAAAUAAAUUACUACAUUCCGCUGCAGAAACAACUGAUGAUGAAAAGAAACCUUCUAAUACUAGUCGCAAACGACAGGCAACACAAGAGAAAAUUCAUCAAACGGUAAAGAAGCGUCUAGAAAAUUUAAAAACAAAGAAUAAUAACCGGCUUUUAGCGAAAAGUGAUAUUAUUCAUAUUUCAGAGAAAGAACCAUUAUAUCAAGAUAAUACAAGUGGUGAACAUAAUAUGAUUAAUGUUUCUUCAAAUAUCAAGACUAACGUUACAAAUAUUGAAAAUGUACAAAAUAAAAUUGAAUCCUUGGAAAAACAGAAUGCAUUCUUUUUCGAGGAAAUAAAUAUGUUAAAGGAUAGCCUGUUAAAGAAAGAUCAUGAUUUGUCAACUAAAGAAAAUGUAAUAAAUUUCUUGGAUGAUGAAGUACAAAGAAGAGUUGAGGAACUAUCCAAUCUUCGAAAAUUAAAUAUGGAAUGGCAAAAAACAGGACUCGAUAAAUAUAAGACUCUAUUAGAAGUUCAUAAAGCGACCGUAGAAAAAUCUUCAGCUCCCCAAGAAGGCAGUAAAUACCCAGCAAUUGGAUUUAUUACAGAAGAUGAAACUUAGGUUCAUAUUGGUAGAGGAUUAUACUUAUCAAUGCAGGCAUGGACUUUAGCUCUUCAUGUGCCUAACAAUAGACAUAUUACUUUCGCCAAAAAUAUUUUGGUUGCACUUUGCGGAUACGAUUAUUUAUCAGAGACCACUG
Leptopilina heterotoma is the source of this 1034-nucleotide messenger RNA. Its product is annotated as girdin-like. The record is from RefSeq and is a predicted model, not a curated record. The coding region runs from base 74 to 895 and encodes 273 amino acids. The transcript has 6 exons. Lineage: Eukaryota; Metazoa; Arthropoda; Insecta; Hymenoptera; Figitidae.